GAAAGAGAGAGAAGCUUUUAAAAUAUUUGAAGAAAUCCACAAGAUUAAAGGGCUAUUUUCGUUGAACGCAAUAAACCUGUCUUCCUCGUUUGUAAUUGCCAAUAAUUUCAAUAAUGGAUGCCGUAUUGGUAUAUUUUAGAAGAGAUAUUCUGAAUUUUCGAGGUGAUGAGAGAUUUUUCAACGUUUGUGUAUCUAAAUGUUGCGAAAAUAGCGAUAAAGAUAUGUUUUUUGAUCAAUUUGAAGAAUUUGUUGAAAGAAAAAUAUUAUCUUUAACUUGUUACGUCUUUCUGGAAAUUUUAGAAAAAUUAGGGAAAGGUCCUGCCGAAAGAUUAUUCUUAAAAAUUGGAAAUCUCUGGGAAGAAAUGAAAAAAGAAAUGAAAAGUUAUAAAACGGAUAAAUAUGGAGUAGUUAAACCACUUUUAUCUUCAAAGUACAGGAGGUUGAAAGAUGUGUUUACACCAAUCAAUAUUUCUAAGGCUCUGCGGGAAAAUUCAAAUAGAGAAGACUAUAGAAACAUUCUAUUAAAAUUAACAGAAUUCGAAAAAUACGAAUUUGAAAGAUAUAACAUCACAUCAAAACAACAACCGGAUUCGAAUUUAAGUAUUUUAAUACAAGGAGAAACUGGUAUUGGCAAAACAUUCUUAUUCAAGCAUUUUCAAUAUUUAUGGGCAACAGAGAAAGAUUUUUAUAAUAAUUUUCUCUUUUUCUCUUUAAAUUUAGAAGAUGUGCAAGAAAAUCAAACUUUUCUACAAGCCAUUUUGGAUCAAAAUUUCAAAAAAAAAAAAACUUCAAUAACAGCAAGUCUUCUUGAAUAUUUCCUUUUUGAAUGUCGAAUUUAUAAAAAUUGUAUACCCGUUUUGUUUAUUGACUAUUCUGUAAACGAAAGCGAAUUUCAAAGGAAAAAGAGAAUAUUUGAACAUUUAGAGAAUAUUGUUAGAGGAGAGGUUUCAUCAUUCAGAUAUCCUCUGUUUGUUUGGAUGAAGAAGAAUAAUCAAAGUAGAAAUCUCCUAAAAAUUUACAAUAAUGUGUAUACAAUAACUGGAUUUAAUGAGAUAAACUACAAAGAAUUCUUCCAAAAUCACUUCAAAAAUUUUAAAAAAACUUAUAAACUUAUAAAAUGGCUACGAAUGAAAAAUGAUCUACACAGAGCUUGUUCGUCUCCAUUUAUGGCUUAUAUCACUGCAGUAACUUUUGAAAGAAUAUCAGAUUUUUCCCAAAUUAAUGAAUUUAAUAUUUUCAAAUACUUUGUAAAGAAUUUAUCCAAGAAAUUCAACAUAAAAUCAAAUAGAAUUAUUGAACAAUUGUCAAAGGCUUCAUUCACUAAAAUUAUCCUAAAAAAAUCAAUCAAAGUAACAAAUGAUUACGAAAUUGCACUAAAAAUGGGUCUGAUUGUUGAGGAAUUAGAUCAAAAUUUAAAAUUUGUUAAUUCCUUAUUUGAAGAUUAUUUUUUAGCAGAAUAUAUUCUGACAUAUUUUCAAAGAACGAAAAAUGGAGAUUUAAAUAAAGAUUCCCAACCUCAUUUUAAUAAAAAUGCUAUUGAACUUGGUGAUUUAAUCAGGAAAAAUAUUAAUCCAUCAAAAAUUUUAAGAGUUUUUAAAAUUCUUCAACAUUUAGAUUCUCAAGUUUUUUUUAUAUUUAUAUCACAAAAUUUAGAUAUUUUAGAAUUGAUGGAAAUUUUAAACGAUACUCAACAAAAACUUGUCAAGGGAAAAAUGAGAACUUUUCAUCAAAAUGGCGGCUCAUUAUUGACAACUGCUUGGAAGAUUAUUGCUUCAACUUUAAGGAUACAAAUUACAAAAUUAUCGCUAAAGAAUGUAAAAUUCAAUUUUCAAGAUAUUUUUCAAAUUGCAAAAUCAUCAAUUAAAAAUUGUCUUCAAGAAAUGUGUAUUGAUAAUGGAGUACACUGUCAAUUAUCAUUUUCCAUUAUUCCCGAGAUAUUAUUCACUUUUAACAGGAUCAAUAAACUUUGCCUCAAAAAUAUGAAUUUUAGCAAAAACAAUGAACAGUUUGAAAAUUACUAUCAGAAAUUGGAGGACCAUAAGUCUUUGGAAAAACUGGAAUUAGAAGAUUGCUGUAUAACAUUUACAUCUGAAAAUAUUGUCUUUUUUAAAUAUCUUAAGAAUAUUAUCAAAUUAAACUUAUCUUAUAGCAAAUUCUCUGCUGGCAGUGUUGCAGUCUUCUGCAACUGUUUAAAAGAUCUUGGAUGUUUGAAAAAAAUUAAUCUAUCUCAUUGCCAGUUUUCAGUGAAUGAAUGCAUAUAUCUGGAAGAAUAUUUCGGGCAAAGUUAUCUUUUAGAGAAAGUAGACUUUUCUGGCAAUUCGCCAGAUAUAGUUCUGCCUGUUUUAAAAACAAUUUUGGGAAAAUUAAGAAAGAUAAACUCCCUUUGUAUAAAUGAUUGUCAUUUGUCAUUGAAAGAAGAUAUUUUCAAACAUUUCCUUUAUUCUCACAGAAAUAUUGAACAAUGUAAAUUGAAUAAGAUAUGCAUUGAAGAUGAUAGCAAAUUAUCAUUUUUCAAAGGCCUAUUUACAAAAAACAAAUUAAAAAGUGUUGCUCUACCAGUUGUUCAAUUGAAUGACGAUGAAUUUGGAAAAGUUUUUGAAACGCUUAACUGGAAUAUAAAGAAGGGUUUAAUUAAAAAUCUGGAAUUUGGAAUGAACUCUAAUGCCGUAGCAAUUCAUAAGAUUUUAGAUGAUAUCAAAAAAGAUAGACUUUCAUCUAUCAAAUUAGAUAAGGUUGUUAAUGAUUUUGGUUGUCAAAUUGAUAAAUUACCAGAAAUAUUUGGCAGUUGUAAAAAGUUAAGAAAUAUUAUAAUCAAUAAUAUCAAUUUAAGGGAGAAAACAGUUAGAAACUUGUUGAGUUAUAUCAAUUCAAAUAGUCAGAAGGAUUUUUCUAUUACAUUACGCAAUUGUGACCUUAAAAGUCAAUUAUUUCCAAAGAAGUUUAUCAAUAUUGAAAGUUUAGACUAUUCAAACAAUGAUUUGAGUGAAAUUAGUCUAAAAGAUAUAUCCUUUUCCUCGACUUGUCUGAAAGAUUUGAUAUUGUCUUCUUGCAAAUUGAAAGAUGAUUUUCUAAUAGAAUUUAAGCAAAUUCUUGAUAACCUAUUGCACCUAAAAGUAUUGGAUUUAUCUAACAACACUUUUAAAUAUUCUGCUAUUGUUGGUCUUCUGGAAAAACUGCACAGAUCAACUGCAAAACCAAUUGAAUUAUAUUUGUACGGAAAUAAAUUAGAAUCUAAACACUUGCUGGAGAUAUCUUGUAUUCUUUGCGAAUUAGAUUCUCUUUCGAAAUUCAAUUCCAAUUUUAAUGAAUACUAUUUAAACGAUUGGAAUGAUGUUGAUCCAAAACAGUUUAUAAACAGCAAAGAAUUUAAUCUGGAAAAAGCUAAAACUCUUAUUAAUUCUGUUCUAUUAAUGUUGAAUCAGUCGGCGUCUAUUGAAAAUGCAGAAAUUCCAUUUAAAAAAUUAUUUGAAAUUAUGAAAAUCAGUUGUACGAACUUUGAAGAUGUUGAUCUUGAAAUAUAUUUGACAAAUAGUAAAAAAUUCCAUAUAUGUAAAGAAGCUUUGAAAAUGUUAUCAUCAAUUCAAACUGUUCAACUUUGCAAUACGGAAAUGAGUGAUCAGAACAAGAAUGAUAUUUUUAGUCUACUUUCAACUGACUGCAAAACUUUAACAUGUCUGAAACUCGUCAAUUGCGGAUUGAGUAGCAUUCACGGAAGUUUGUUGAGUAAAGCCAUAGGAGAACAAAAGAACCUUUGCCAAUUGAUUCUAUCAGAAAAUAAUCUAGGAUCAGAAACCGGAAAUGCACUACUAAAAAAUGUAUCUAAAAAUAUUAAAAAAUUAAAAAACUUGAACAUAAGUUCGUGUAAUAUGAACGAAACUAUUGGCGAAAAUUUAAAAAUCGCGUUAGAAGAAUUAUCUCACCUGGAAUAUUUUAAUAUUUCAAAUAAUGAAAUUAGAAAUAAAGUUGGAAAAAUAAUUUUUGCAACAAUUUCCAAAAAAAUGCAAAAUUUAAAAAGUCUUUAUCUGUCAAAAUGUAAUCUAAAUUCUGAAAUUACAGAAGAUAUUACAAAAGGAGUAAAAGAGAUGACAGCAAUUCAAAAUUUAGAUUUAUCUUUCAAUAAUUUUUCUAUGGAAAAUAAUUCAGUAAUUUUUAAAAUUGCCAAGGAAAGUUGUACAAAAAUUUCUGAAUUAAAUCUUGAAAAUUGCGGAUUUUCAAUGGCAAUUGAAAAUUCUCGUACAUUAAAUAAAGAUGAUUUUAAAGAAUUAACAAAUUUAAAUAUCUCCAAAUGUACUGUAGAGAAGGGAGCAAAAUCAAUAUUUUUCCCAAUUUCUGAGAAAAGUACUCAAUUGAUCAAAUUAAAUUGUAGCUCUUGUUCACUUUGUAAAGAAUCUACUGAACUUUUAGUAAAAAUAAUCCGAAAACAAAAACAUCUACAAGAGUUAAUAAUUUCAAAAAAUAAGUUUGAAAACAGCGUUGCGAUUCAAUUAUUUAAAGUUUUGUCAAAAUUUUGUAAAGGUUUAAUAGUAUUGGAUUUGAGAGAAUGUAAUUUUAAUUCAGAAAAUUCUACUGAAAUUGUACAUGCAUUGAAUAAUCAACCUUAUCUGGGUAGUUUGGAUAUGUCUGGAAAUAAUUUUGGUUCUUUUUUGGGUAAGGAAAUCUUUGAAGGAUUAGCUUUGCAGAAGAAUAAUUUCUAUAUGUUAUCCUUCUCGAAUUGCGGUUUUGAUGAAAGUAUUACACCUCAUUUAGUAAAUGUUUUGGAAAAUUCAUCAUUAUUACAACAUCUUGAUAUAUCUUUUAAUAAAUUAGAAGAAAAUGGUUCAAUAAUUUUUAAUCAAUUGGCCAAUAGUUGUAAAGAAUUAAUGGCUCUCAAUAUCGCAAAUUGCAGUUUUCAAAAUGAUACUGUCAACUCUAUUGUUUCAAUGUUGAAAUUAUUAAAAGAUGUAAAGCAUUUGAAGAUUUUUAAUAAAUGUUUUGACAAGCAAUCUGUCAUUAAAAUAGGAAAACAAUAUUUUAAUGGCAGUAGCGGAGCUUCCAAAACUAUAAAUCAUGGGCAUCCGGAUAUAAGAGACUCCGAUUUUGGAAUUCAUACUGUACCUUCAAUUGUAAGCUACUGGGACAGCUUUUAACUUAUUUCCCAAUAGAUAUAGGAGAAAGAAUCACAAUUUUUUACCUUUAACCCUAACCCAAAAUCACAACAGUUCAUAUAGAGUGGUUUUUAUUAUUUUAUGCUAUCCAACCUAUCCAAUCCAGUCCCGCACUAACCAAAGUUGUUUUGACGUGUUCUCUAUCUCCUUUCUCCAAAAAUUGUUGAAUCUAUAAUUAAAACCAAAAUUCACUACCAAACUUUUUCAUCUACUUUCUCUAUUAUAAUAAGUGAAAAAAUGUCUAUUGAGAUAGUGUGGUCCUGACAUCAAAUGAGCUUUACCAAUAUUAUCCAAAUAAAUUUUUGAGAAGUAUAUUAGUACCUGACUUCAAAUAUGAUAUGCCCAUACUUUAAUAUGAAAACCGAAAUCAAUCUAAAAUUUGAAAGCUGUGUUGGAUGCCUGCAAACUCUCUUAAAAAUCACCCAAUAUGCUGAUUGUAUUAUAAUGAUAAGUUAAUUGUAAAUAUAAUAAAAUGGGUAGAUGAAAGAAUUUGGUGUAAAGUGAAAUUAACUGGUAUAUAUAUUAAUAUUUUACCAGGAUCUGCAAGAUAAACAUUCCGUCCUGAUACUGUAUUUGGUGAGAAAGCAGAAUAAGGCUGUUUAUAGAAGUAGCAUACAUUUUCAGGACUAUAAUUUAUUGUUCUAUAAAUAGAUAUUUUUUACAAAAUUUAUAUUAUGAAUAUUCCUAAAAUAAAACUAACUUGUAUGGAAAGAAUUGUUUACACCACUUUUUUCAAUCAUUGAGCAUAGCUAAACCUUUAAAAA
Molecule: messenger RNA, 5908 nt
Organism: Dimorphilus gyrociliatus
Lineage: Eukaryota; Metazoa; Annelida; Polychaeta; Dinophilidae
Source: the annotation of a GenBank genome assembly